AUGAAGAUUGUUGCGAUUACGGAUCACGAUACAGUGCGAGGAGUGAUGAAGGUGAAGGAGCGCGUUCAGGAUGGAAUGCGAAUUAUUUCCGGGAUGGAAUUGUCUUCUUACUCUGAUACCGAGAACUACAUUCACUUGGCGUGCUAUUUUCCCAAAACUGCAGAUCUCUCCAAGAUUCUAGAAGAAAUGGACUCCCAUGUGCGCGAAGUGAGAGUUCAGAGAUGCAAAACGAUUCUCGGAAAGCUUGAGCAAGAUGGGUAUCACAUUCCUUAUUCGGAUAUAGAAGCCAAAACAAAGGACUGCUACCCAAGUCUCCCUGUCAUCGCCCAGUGCUUAUUGGAGCAUCAUUAUAUCAACACGAUUCCAGAAGCGUAUAUUCGCUUCAUCGGAAAUAACUGCAAAUACUUCGAACCUGUGAAACUUUACAAUCUGGAGCAGGCAAUCCAGUUCAUCCACAAAUUCAACGGUCUCUGUGCCGUCGCUCAUCCCUGGCUCUAUAACUAUCCCAUUCGUGUUUGCAAAGAAGCUCUGCAAUACGGCGUGGAUGGUGUGGAAUGUUUCCCUCCUCGCCAUCAUCCUGAGGCAAGCAGCGUGGUAUAUCGCACGUUCUGUCAUAAGCACAAUCUGUUCUGCUGCAGUGGUUCUGAUUUCCAUGGUGUGACAUCCUCCGAAGUGGGAAUCGGGGAGAACGUUUUCCCCGAGAAGGAAGUGGGUGCGACCUUGGAGUUGUUUGAACAGAAAGGGAUCCUCUAUCGUGUUUUUUUCAAAACAGAGUCAAACAAACAAGCAAUAAAUCCAUGA
Blastocystis hominis is the source of this 801-nucleotide messenger RNA. RefSeq lists its product as hypothetical. The record is from RefSeq and is a predicted model, not a curated record. The coding region runs from base 1 to 801 and encodes 266 amino acids. Gene Ontology annotation, molecular function: 5'-3' RNA exonuclease activity; 5'-3' DNA exonuclease activity. The transcript is spliced from 3 exons. Lineage: Eukaryota; Bigyra; Opalinata; Blastocystidae.